Molecule: messenger RNA, 273 nt
Organism: Psilocybe cubensis
Lineage: Eukaryota; Fungi; Basidiomycota; Agaricomycetes; Agaricales; Agrocybaceae
Exons: 2
Coding region: 1-273 (90 amino acids)
Source: RefSeq, a predicted model, not a curated record
AUGGAGGAAACCCAGGACCCGGUGGAGCUUUACGGUGGAGGGGUUCGGGAAGGAGACUGGUUAGAUGAUUACCCAGAUUCUUUGAAAGGGGUGACUACCGACGAGGUCAACUGCCCUUUCACAGUCGGCCAAUUUGAGAAGUUCAAAAGGCGUCUUCAAAGUAUCCCAGUGACAAUUCGCUCUUCCAACGUCAUGGAAAUACGAGGACAAUCAUGGGUAGACGCUAUUAUCCUGGGCCAGGAGAUUCUAGAAGAAAGUGUUCUGGAUUCAUAA